GCUGACUGCUUGUGGCGCGAGAACAGGCGAGCACGCAUUUAUUAAAACAACAUUAGCUAAGAAAGACAAUUAUAUAUAAUGAUUGUUCGGGGUCGGAAAACAAUGUUUCGCGAACGUUUGAUUUUAUGAUUGUUAAAAAUUAUUAAAAAUCAAUACCAAUUGGUAAUUAUUAAAAUAUUUUUAAAAUUUCAAAUACCUUUAAAUUUAUAAUUAACCAACUGCAAUGCAUUUUACUAAUAAAUUACAAAUAAAAAUGUUUAAACCAUUGAGUAAAAUAAAUUUAGGCGUAUUAUGUGCAACAAAAUUGUCUUUAAGUUAUGACAUUUAUAAUCAUACAUUUUCGUUGAUGAAGAUUAACACAGACUAAUUUAGUGGAAAUAUAUUAUUCAUUAAUAAACUAAUAUUCACUGUGUAGCAGUCGAUUGCAGAUUCUCAUUAUUUAAAUUAAAUGUGAGUGAUUGAUAUACUUUAUUUUAAUACCUAGGUACUUGGUUUAUUAUUAUUGAUGUAAAAUGUAUUAAUUGUUCCUAAUUUAAACAGAAAAAAGGAAUUACAAUUUUUUAUCUACAAUAGGUAUAGAUAUUACAAAAGCCUAUUUAAACUCAAUGCAUUAAAAGUAACUUAUGUUGAACUACUAUUAAUUUUUAUCUUCCCUAUAUUAAAGUUAGGUAAUUAAAAGUUACAUUUUGACUGGCAAACAGUAAAAACCACUGGAGACCAAUUGAAUUGGUUUUCAUAUUUAUCAACUGAUGUGAUAACUGUGUUACUUAUUUGCAUAGUCAUUUUUUUUAUUUCUAUAUUUUAUUUAUUAGAAAAAUGUAUACAGAAUUUAUAGAAUAUAAAGAAUGUAUUACAGAAGCUAAUAAAAAAGAUACAUAAUAGUAAUAAUAAUAAACACCUACUUAAACAUAUUGUUUUGAAUUAAAUUUUAAUUCAUUACAGAACUUCUGAAUUUGAUUUAUAGUUAAAAAGUUAAUUUAUAUUAAAUAUAUAUAUAUAUAUAUAUAUACAAUAUAAGUAUAGGUAUAUAUAUUUUUUUUUCAAAGUAGAUAGGUAUAACAUACAUUAGUUUUACUAAUUACUGUCUAUAGUAUGUAUUAGUUAGUAAUCAAAUUUUUGAAUACUAACAUGAAAAAACACUAUAUUUGAAAAAAUAUUUCAAAUAAAAAUGCAAAAUGUUCUUUAUAACACAUAAAUGUGUUCAAAAUUAGAGUAAUCAUUUCAUAUUACGAUAAUUUAGUGCAAUCCUUAUGAUAUGUAAGAAUCUAGAAUGCCUCCCUCCCCUCCUUGAUUCAUUGGACAUUUCUCUAAUAACUGGGACAAUUAAUUACCCUACAAAAAAUUAAUAGUUUACAAAUGCAAAUAAAUGUAUGUACUUUUUAUUAAAUUAAUAAAAAAUAGAUUACAGUCGUAAUCCAUGCAACUACUGGCAUCCUAUUAAGGCACGCGACUUAUGUAGGGCUAAAAUAGAAAUGCUAAUUCCAUAAAACUAAAAAAAUAAGAAUGAUUUUAUAAAUUAUAUUAUGUUCAAUAUGAAUUAAAAAUGUAUUAAGUUUACAUAAUACCUACUAUGAAUAUUUCAUAUAAUCAUACCUACCUAAAUACCUAGUCUAAACAAAUUAACAAAACUAUCUUUUACAUGCUCAUAUUAGAGAACAAAAAACUAAACAUUUUUCUGACAUGAGAUUUAAAUGAUUUACGUACAGACUAGAAUUCAAAUUUACACUGUAAUGUAGAUAAUAUUAUUUUCUUUUUUCUUUGUCUGUUUAAUAUUAUAAUAUAUAUCUGCUUUUUAUAUAGAAUAUAUUCAUUUUAUAAAAACCAAAACCAAUUAUAGAUUUUUUUACAGUGUUAUAAUAUAGGCAAGCUAUAUUUUUAAUAGAAUAAUACUACAUUAUUUGACCUUGUAUACAACUGGUAUUGUAUUCUUGUUUGUUUAUUAUAAACAUGGAAAUGGUAUUAUAUAACAAGCACCUAUCAAUUACAAUCACAUUUUCAAAUCAAAGUUCAUAAGUGAUAGUCUUAUUUAAUGCAUUAUUAUAAUAUUAAUAGAAUAUGAUUAUUAUUAGUUUAUGAAUGUACAAAUUGAUGAAUAUAAUAAUUCAUUUGUCACUCCGGUGAUAAUAACAAAAAAAGAAAUAUUAUAAAUGUUCACUUAAUAUUGUUUAUUUAGGUAUCUUAAAUUAAAAUUAAUGUGAAGUUCAUACAAAAUGAAAAGUUUAAUUUUGAUUGUUGGUAUUUUAAUAUCAGUGACCAAUUGUUUUUCGUCAAAUAUAUUAGCAUUUUUACCAACAAAAGCACGCAGCCAUUAUGGAGCAUUUGAACCAUUACUAAGAGAGUUAGCAGUAAGAGGCCAUAAUGUUACUGUAUUAUCACCAUUUUUAAUGAAAAAUCCACCAUCAUCUUACCAUCAUAUUCAGGUUGAGGAUAAAGAACUUGUGAUGAGUAAGUGUUAAGUAAUAUUUACUAACUACUGUAAUAUAUUACUAUUUACAAUCUAUAUCUAAUAGUUUUGUUAAAUAAUUAUGUUAAUUUGUUUUAUAGAUUUUAAUCCAUUCAGUGUUGCUAAAAAUUUUCAACCAUUUUUAAUGCCAUUUAUGUCUUGGGCUAUAUGGCCAAAGUUUACAGAAAUAACAGUCAAUAAAUCAUCAGUUUUCAAAUUAAUUCAUUCAGAAGACCUCCAUUUUGAUUUAGUUUUGUUUGAAAACUUCUUCCACGAAUGUUUUGUAGCUCUUGGACAUAAAUUUAAUGCCCAUGUGGUUCAGUUAUUCCCAUCUAUUCCAAACGCUGGUGUUGCACAAUGGCACGGUAAUCCAUAUGAUGGAACUUAUAUUCCAGAUAUAAAUUCUGGAUACAGUGACAACAUGUCUUUCAUGGAACGUUUGACAAAUACCGCAAUAGCAUUUGUACAUACAGCUUUAAGUUCAUUUUACUAUUUGCCAAAGCAAAGAGAUUUAAUGGAUAAAUAUUUCAACUAUACAGGUUGGGAAACGCGGUCUUCAAUGGAGAAUAUGCUGAAAAAUAUAUCAUUAACAUUAAUGAAUACACAUUUUUCUAUCGGAACAUCAAGACCUCUUGUUCCUUCAUAUAUAGAUGUUGCUGGAAUGCAUCUAAAACCAGCUACUACACUUCCAGAUGUAAAUUAUAUUAUUUAUUAUAGUUGUUACUAUUGAAUAAUAUAAUAUUAUGUGUACUGUUAUUAGGAUCUUCAAAUAAUUAUGGACAGCGCUCUUGAUGGUAUUGUUUAUUUCAGUUUUGGCUCUGUGAUAAAACCAUCACAGUUACCAAAACAUGAUUUAGAAAUUUUCAUAAGACAACUCGGUAAGAUUAAGCAAAAGGUUUUGUUUAAAUGGGAAGCUGAACAUGAAAUAGAUUUUCCGCCAAAUAUAAUCGUUAAAAAAUGGUUUCCCCAAGCUGAUAUUCUAGGCCAUUCUAAUUGUGUACUAUUUAUUACUCAUGGAGGUAUUCAUAGCACUGAAGAAGCUAUAUACUUUGGAGUUCCAAUGUUGGCUGUAUCUGUUUUUGGAGAUCAGUUACAUAAUUCUUUGGUAAUGCAAAACAGAGGUGCCGCAUUACGCAUUAGAUACUCUGAAUUUACUGAAGAUGCCUUUGAAUUAGCUUUGCAUAGAAUUAUUAAUGAAAAAUCGUAAGCUUCUAAAAAAACUUAUUAUGUACAUAUCAUUAUUAGUGUUAAAUGAAAAUUUUUUUUCAGGUUUAAAAAAAAAGCAACAGAAUUAUCAAAAAUUUUUCAUGACCAACCAUUAAAAUCCUUACAGAAGGCUGUUUACUGGAUCGAAUAUGUGUUACGUCAUAAUGGUGCUCAUCAUUUGAAAACAGCUGGCAGUCAAUUGACUUGGUACGAGUUUCUACUACUUGAUGGGUUGUUUUUGGUGGUUAUACUAAGAAUAAUCAUAACUGUAAUAAUGUGGUAUGUAGGUAAAAAAUUGUGGAAACAAUUUUGGAGUUGGAAAUCCAAAAAAGAUUAAGAAUUUUUUUUUAUAAUUUUACUGACCCAAGUUCUGAUAAGUACAUAUGUUUAUAGAAAGUGUUAAAAUCUAACUACCUACAUUAUAUUAAUUAUUAACUAGGCUUCUAAUGAAAUAAUGUCAUUAUUUUUAAUAAAGAUUGAUUAUUUUAUAAAAAUGUAAUUAAAACCAAAAUUUGAAUUAUAUACUAUUCUUGGGAUAAUCGCUUUUAUGUAUUUUUUUCACUGUAUAAUGUUUAACAUUUUAACUCCUAUUAUAAACAAAUUAAUCUAUUUUUUAUUUUAUGUAAGUUAAAUCCAUUAAUGUAUCGGAUGGUAUUGUUAUAUGGUCGGGGGAUCAUUUGUUAAAUAUGAAAUAUUUAAGGAAGAGUGUAGAUUCUUUUGAAUAUAAUUUACUGAAACUCUGGAUCGUAAUGGUUGAUUGAAUUUUAAUAUUAUAAAUAAAUGGAGAUUGGUUUAAUUGUUAGUUUAUAUUUUAUAAGUUAUACCAUUAGGAUGGCUGUUCGCUUCUGUUAAUAGUCAUCGGCCAACUAACUCCUGAUCUGUAGACAGUAAUAUAUUGUCUAUCAGUUUGACCCGCGCCAAGAAAUGCAAAUGUAGUAAAAACUUGUAAUAUAAUAUAUUAUAUAACAUGUUACAUUACCCCCUUCUGUUUUUUUUUUUUUUAAAAAAACAACCACCCUUAAGAUCAUUAUAGACAAUAAAAAAACAGUAAUUUACAAACACAAAAAUAUACAGUAUGAUUCACUAAGUAUGCUU
This is a messenger RNA of Cinara cedri, 4744 nucleotides long. NCBI's taxonomy places the organism in Eukaryota, Metazoa, Arthropoda, Insecta, Hemiptera, Aphididae. The record is from the annotation of a GenBank genome assembly.